UGUGCUGCAUGUUGACAGGAGCAGCUACCACAGCUCUGUAUGUGCGAGACAGACAGAUUGUAAGGUGUUGUGCGAGUGUCUUUUGCCGCGUUAUCUUGAAGCCCGUUUCCCACUUCUGGGCAGAAAGAUGACGAUGUUCGGGUUGCACGAAGAAAAGCAUAAUGGCUUGAUGUGAACAGAGUGAAAGUCUUCCAACACUAAAGAUCAUCUGUGGCCAACAGGAACACAGAGGCCUUUAAAAUGUUCCGGAGGAAGAAGAAGAAGAGGAAGAUAGACAUCUCUGCACCCAAGAACUUUGAGCACCGGGUGCACACGUCUUAUGAUGCUGCUCGGGGCUGUUUUGUUGGACUGCCACCACAAUGGCAAAGUAUAAUAGAAACACUAAAGAGACCCAAGCCUUUGGUGGAUCCUUCCAACAUCACAUCUGUACAGCGUAAGAAGGAGAAGGACAUUGUGCGGGGCAGUUUUAUAGGACAUGGAGACUACAUUGCAUCAGCAAUUGCUGAAAUGACUAAGCUUUCUGUUACCAACUCCAACUCACUCAGGAGGACUAGUAUGUCUCUUCGUAAAAGAGCCCAGUCCUUGGGACGCCUGGGUGAGCUCACUGAAAAGGAAACAUAUCAGUAUCAGCAACUGAAUGAGAAUAAACAGAAAAAUGGUCAGCCUCUCCUAGAUUGGCAUGAUUGGGCACAGCAAGUCUAUAGUGAGAGUGGAAGCCCACGACCAGGUGCCAAAAAGAGUGCAACUCUCCAACCUAAUGGGCUUCCCCCAAGAGCCAGGUCUAUUAUUGAAGUCAGCACGAGGCCUCAGCUCAUGCCAAGGGACAUUUUAGGUUUACCAGGAGCAGGUCAAGAAAGCAAAUAUGCCCAUAGCGAGAGGCUCGGGCAUUAUUAUCCCAGCAUGGCUCGGAGGGUCAGUCAGCCCAACCAAAGGCCUGUGUCCUGCCUCUACAAUACCCCCAUAUUAAGUCAAGAGUCAAAUGUCAAGCCAAAGGAGACUCACAGGUCAGACCUUCCCCAUGUUUCUGUGGAGACCCCUAAGAGACCAUACUCCACUUAUGACUUGAAGACAAACUCAGCAGGGUUCCCAGCCAUCUCAAAGCCAAAUCACACCAGCAGUUCGAAACCAGCGUAUGACACCAAAUCUCACUCUCAGUCCUUCAGCAAUUCAACAGUUACAUCACCUAACAGUACCUCACUACCCCCUAUACAGGACAGUCCUUCUCAGCCUCGGCCCUCGCCGACAGGCUCUCCAGCCGCUAACAUUCCUGGGGCUUGUUCUCCCAACGUAAGAACUGCUGAGCCAGCCACGAUCAUUUGUGAGCAGCCUGCGGUCACUCAUACACAAUUCAAGGCUGCUCUGCAAAUGGUAGUAGACAAAGGGGACCCCCGCACCUAUCUGGAGAACUUUGUGAAGAUCGGUGAAGGCUCAACAGGAGUUGUCUGUAUUGCACGGGAGAAACAUAGUGGGAAACAGGUCGCAGUGAAGAUGAUGGAUCUGAGGAAACAGCAAAGGAGGGAGCUGCUCUUUAAUGAAGUGGUUAUCAUGAGAGAUUACAGGCACAAGAAUGUGGUUGAGAUGUACAAGAGUGCUCUAGUGGAGGAGGAGCUUUGGGUCAUAAUGGAGUAUCUGCAAGGUGGUGCUUUAACCAGCAUAGUAUCUGAAACCAGAUUGACGGAGGAGCAGAUAGCUACAGUGUGUGACGCUGUGCUUCAGGCUCUGGCCUAUCUCCAUGCACAAGGUGUCAUCCACCGAGACAUCAAGAGUGACUCAAUAUUACUAACACUGGAUGGGAGAAUAAAGCUAUCAGACUUUGGAUUCUGUGCUCAGAUCAGCAAAGAUAUUCCAAAGAGGAAGUCACUAGUUGGCACUCCAUACUGGAUGGCUCCUGAGGUCAUCUCCAAAAUCCCGUAUGGCACAGAGGUGGAUGUGUGGUCUCUGGGCAUUAUGGUGGUGGAGAUGGUGGAUGGAGAGCCUCCGUAUUUCAGUGACACACCAGUUGCUGCUAUGAAGCGACUGAGAGAUGAAGCAGCACCUUCUGUCAGAAAUGCACAUAAGAUCUCGCCAGUGCUGAGGGACUUUUUGGAAUCCAUGUUGACAAAGGACCCUCUGGAGAGAGCGAGUGCUUCUGAUCUGCUCAAGCACCCUUUCCUGCUGCAAAGUAGCUCCCCUCGCUGUCUGGUGCCUCUUGUAGAGCAGUACCGGAAACGCAUGUCUCGCUGCUGAACAGCACUGCAUUCAUCAGCGAAAUACAUAAACUCUAAACAUACAAUUUAUGAAUGUGAACUUUUUAUGCCUGUCAGUGACCUGACCUCCAUGGUCAGUAUUUUCAAAAGGGAUAAGUGUGUAACAGUUUAGCAUUUUUUUUUGUUUCAUCUUCCCUCACUAAAUUUGCACUCGAGUGAUUGACAUUCCCUAAGUUAAAUUCCAAAAUUUUAUUAAAAAAAAUAAAAAAAUAAAAUGUAAGUUAAAUCUCACUAUACCAGGUACAUCUCAGUAUUAUUCGUUGCCUACCAGAAAUUUAUUAAAGAUGAAUCUACAUCUCAGAGGUUUGUUUUUCUAUUUUAAAAUUUAGUAUUUCCCUAACCUCCUAAAUGUAUUUGUAUUGUCAAAAAAAAUACCAUGUAUUUAUUUUAUACUGGUACAAAUCAUUUUAAAUCAAUGUAAUUUACAUGAUAAUCUGUCUGCUUUUAAAACGAUCUAUUUUGUAUUAAAGCAUUUAUUUUGGACAUCAGAGCUAACAACCUUGUUGUUAAUCAUUUGACGUCAUUUCUGUUUCCGGUGUUCUGUAAAGUUAUCCUACCUCUUGGAUUUGUCCUACCAAGCCUACUGCGCAUGCGCGAAAUCCAGGAGGGUAGGAAAAUUCAACAGACUCGUCUGCCGAGCCGUGCUGCGUGUCAGGAAAAGUAACAAUAUUUUUAAUAUUACUUUCAAAUUUUAAAUCAAUGUAAUUUACAUGAUAAUCUGUCUGCUUUUAAAACGAUCUAUUUUGUAUUAAAGCAUUUAUUUUGGACAUCAGAGCUAACAACCUUGUACGAUUUACUCAACCAAAUAAGCUAUAUUCAAUAAUUACAAUGUAGGCAUAUUUGCAAUUCAGAAACGUCUAAAAUACAGUAUUUAUAAACAAACGAAACGAUGCCCCGUCAUAACUUUGACUGCACAGUGCCCACUGCGUGACAGAAUUAGCAAGUUCUCAUACAGACCGUUUUAUUAUUCAAAACAAGUCAUUACAAAUUAUUUGACUCGGCCAAAGACUCGACCAAUACGCACAAAACAUAAAAAUCGGCAAAUGCGUGAAAUACUCACCGAUUUUCUAUCAGCCCAGCAGUAGGACAAAACUCGGUCCCAAUUCCAAGAUAUGACGUCAUGUGUUCUGCGCAUGCGCAGUAGGCUUGGUAGGACAAAUCCAAGAGGUAGGAUAACUUUACAGAACACCGGUUGAGAGUAGGCUGUGCGCAUUUUGGUUGCCGCUUCUCACUGGAGCUUUUUGUUUAUCUUAUUUUCUCCUUUUGUUUUUCUUUUUGUGUUUGUAUAGUUUGAUUUUUUUUUGUGUGUUUUGUCUGCCGAUUGUAGUGUACAGUAGCUCCAGACCCAGUUUUGGCGUCGGUUUCCUUCAGGCCUUGAUUCACCAUGGGUGAAGUUUGUGCUCCUCUCUAUGGACUGCAGUGAGCUCGUUGCUCUUUUAACACCGGGGUUGUCCAGCACUCUGUGCGGCGCCGCUUCUGUGCUUGGCAAGGUGUUCCAAGCGAUGUUGCCCGGCGACGUUGUGACGGCUGUGCAGGAGGUGUGGGAUUUAUCAUCAUGCGCCUUUUGGUGGGACUGUGGACAGCUACACCAUUGGAAUUACUUCCUGAUUCUUCUCAUCUCAUCUCAUUAUCUCUAGCCGCUUUAUCCUUCUACAGGGUCGCAGGCAUGCUGGAGCCUAUCCCAGCUGACUACGGGUGAAAGGCGGGGUACACCCUGGACAAGUCGCCAGGUCAUCACAGGGCUGACACAUAGACACAGACAACCAUUCACACUCACAUUCACACCUACGGUCAAUUUAGAGUCACCAGUUAACCUAACCUGCAUGUCUUUGGACUGUGGGGGAAACCGGAGCACCCAGAGGAAACCCACGCGGACACGGGGAGAACAUGCAAACUCCGCACAGAAAGGCCCUCGCCAGCCCCGGGGCUCGAACCCAGGACCUUCUUGCUGUGAGGUGACAGCGCUAACCACUACACCACCGUGCCGCCACUUCCUGAUUCUUUUUUGGUGGAACCCCCCCCAAUUGUAAAGCGAUCUUGGGUAUGAGAAAGGCGCUGUAUAAAUUGAACUUAUUAUUAUUAUUUAUCUGAUGACAGGGUACACAUACACACCUAUUGGCAAUUUUGCCAAUUGAACUAAUCUGCCUGUCUCUGGACUGUGGGAGGAAACCAGAGCACCUGGAGGAAACCCAUGCAAGCAGGACGAGAACAUGUAAACGCCAUACAGAAAGGCCCUCGUUGGCUACUGAGCUCAAACCCAGUACUUUUUGGAGAGAGAGAUUGAUUGAUUGAUUGAUUAUGGUGCCCUUUUUAAAGAUUAGUAUGAAGGAAAAAAUCCACCUUUAGGGGAAAUAGCUUCUUCUAACAUUGGAAAAUUGUGGCAUAUGUUUUUGUUUUAAAAAAAAAAUUCUUGAUGGAUUUGUUUUUCUCUGAAUAAAUUUAUUUCAAUUAAAGGUUGGAUUUUUUCUCAUUUAUUCACUGUGAGAUGAAGCUACUUCUCCAAAAGGUGGAUUUUUAAAACCCUUUUUACUCAUCUUUAUAAGGGGUAGGCAAUAAACGUGUGUGUGUGUGUGUGUGUGUACGUACAUAUUACAGUACCAGUCCAAAGUUUGGAUACACCUUCUAAUUAAAUGAUUUUUCUUUAUUUUUAUUAAUUAAAAGUCACUUCAUGUCUUAAA
Neoarius graeffei (lesser salmon catfish) is the source of this 4924-nucleotide messenger RNA. It is a transcript of the gene pak6b, whose product is annotated as p21 protein (Cdc42/Rac)-activated kinase 6b. The transcript is spliced from 10 exons. Lineage: Eukaryota; Metazoa; Chordata; Actinopteri; Siluriformes; Ariidae. The record is from RefSeq and is a predicted model, not a curated record. Gene Ontology annotation, cellular component: cytoplasm. Gene Ontology annotation, molecular function: ATP binding; protein serine/threonine kinase activity. Bases 241 to 2226 code for a protein of 661 amino acids. Gene Ontology annotation, biological process: intracellular signal transduction; protein phosphorylation; regulation of MAPK cascade.